Cephus cinctus (wheat stem sawfly) is the source of this 5153-nucleotide messenger RNA. Its product is annotated as E3 ubiquitin-protein ligase RNF123. The record is from RefSeq and is a predicted model, not a curated record. Bases 1024 to 4788 code for a protein of 1254 amino acids. Gene Ontology annotation, cellular component: cytoplasm. The transcript is spliced from 11 exons. NCBI's taxonomy places the organism in Eukaryota, Metazoa, Arthropoda, Insecta, Hymenoptera, Cephidae. Gene Ontology annotation, molecular function: ubiquitin-protein transferase activity; protein binding.
GUAUAUCAUCCUACGUAUAUGGAGAACACGUGCGAGGAGUACGAGCCCCACUUAAGCGAUGGUCGUACAAAAAUGAUCAAGCAAUAAAUUGAAUAAUGAUACGUCAUUGACACGUUUGACGACAGUAUCGAGCACUUUUCUAAUUCAAAAUUUAUUCCUGGGAAUAAUUAUAAUAAAACUAUAAUCGCUCUACUACUAUUUCUACACACAGAAAGUCAGACAUUCAUUCAGGAGACAAAUGAUAUUCCGCAUGCAUAAUUCAUUCGCGUUUACCAGACAGGAUAUCAGUCAUCUUUAGUCUAUUUGAUAAAUAAACGCGUUGCCUUAACAUCCUCUCUGGAACACGGAAUGAUUGUCGGAUAGAUUAAUAAUCAAAACGUCGUUUUUGUCUUCAAUGCAGAAAGCAUGUGUGAUCAAUUAAGAUUUAUAAUACCGAGAUUUAACAGACAACCGACCUCAAUAAAAAUUUCGACUUAUUUCUGACUAUCGUUUCAAUCGAGACGUAUGUGGGAUAUGUGGGAUACAAUGAUAUAUGAAAAUGAAGUCUAGCACCGAGAAACAUGAGUAAUACUGAUUAUUUGGCACGAAGCGCUCGUGUCGCUUUCAAGGAUCACGCAAUCCGCGCAUGAUUCGUUCUCGUCGAUAUUAUUUUGUUCCUCGUACAAAGAUGGUGACUGUAUCCAUCACGAGCUACGUAACACGCUCAUUUUGAAAUAAAAUACAAAAUUCACAAAAUUCUUAAGCCUCGUGCCUCGGUUCUACAUGCUCGUCACUCGUGUCGAGAAUUUCACGAAAUACUUUUGUGUCAUGACGUGCACCUAGCAGAAAUCUAUGGCGAUGAAAAAGAUGUCUUUUUGGAUUUAACCUGAAAGUUUCUGUCCGAUGUAACGAAGCUAGAUUAUCGCACGAAUAAGAUAUUUCUUUAGAAUUUUUUUUAAUAGUCAUAUACUGCGGCUGCUUGACAAUUUUCCUUGAAUGGACGAAAAGAUAUUGGUUAGUGUCUCAAGGUCAUUUUUUUAAAAGAUGGAACCAGAGGAAAUACUUCGUAACAUUUUUGGACCUAAUGUCCUAGUCCAACAAGAUACUUCUAGCAGUUCAGACAUUGAAAAGAAAAGUUUAUAUGAAAGACAAUCCUACUGUCUGAUCCUGGCUAAUAAUUACAUCAAGAAUGUACUUCGUAAGGAUAAUGAGAAUUCCGACACGGCAGAUUCACAGGAUGGAAGAAUUGGGCCCAAAAUCGUGAGAUUUGACAUUUCUACUCAUCAUGGUCUAUUUAUUGUAUCGCCGGACAGACUAAGUAUCAGUUCUCAGAGCAAUUUUAGUACUAUGAGAGCGAAUACAGGAUUGUACAGGGGAAAAUGGAUCUACGAAUUACAGUUGGGUUCAAAAGGUGUAAUGCAAGUUGGAUGGGGAACUAUAAAAUGUGAAUUCAAUCAAGAAUCCGGAGUCGGGGACACGGUGAAUUCAUACGCGUACGAUGGAAAUCGUAUAAGGAAAUGGAACGUUACCACCCAUAAAUAUGGCGAACCUUGGCUCUCUGGAGAUAUCAUAGGAUGUGCCUUGGAUGUAGAUAAUGGGAAAAUUGAGUUUUACAGAAACGGACGAUCAUUAGGAACGGCUUUUGAAAAUAUAACAAUGGGCGCGGGUAUCGCGUAUUUCCCAACAGUCAGUUUAGCUUAUACUGAAAAUCUUACAGCUAAUUUUGGCUCGACGCCAUUGCGGUAUCCAGUAAAAGAAUAUCAGACACUUCAAGCUCCACCAACGUUGGAAUUAAAGAAAGCUAAACUCUUGUUUGAAUGGUUUUUUAACCUGAUACCGCUGAUUGAAGAGAACAAGAGUAACGAGAAUAAUGAAGAGAUGGAAGAGAAAUCUAUGAGCAAUCAAGCUUUCCUCAUGUGCCUAGCCAGAUCUGUUUUACAACAUAUUGGACCUUUGCUCGCGAUGCCUUACAUUACCGAAGCGAUUUUCAUUCCUUUCGUCGAGAGACUCUCGAAUUCUGGAUCCGAUAGACCGCAAAACAAUUCCAAGUUGAUAACUUGCUUGGAUCUUCUGUGGACCUUCUUAGAAGAACACGAGAUAAAGGCUUGCUUCGAUAGUGCGGUUGUCUAUUUGCUAUCUGCGUUUAGACAUGUUUCUCUGCUGCUUGAAUAUCCAGAUCAAAGUAAAAGUCUCAUUCUGCUGAUAAACCUUUGCCAACAUACAGCCACUAGACAGAAUAUGCUCAAAUAUAUUCUAUUCGAUAAAGUUCGACUUGCAAAUUUCGUCCACAUUAAACCAUUGGAUGAAGGUGGUUUGGCAGAUAUAGUUAACAAAACCUGGUGGGAAACCGAUCCGGUAGAUCCGAGUGUAGAAGUCAAUAAGCAAGCAUACAUGGAUACCUGUGAACGAAUAAAGUCUGCAAUAACUGAGAUUGAGGCCUUGCAAGUGGAGCUGAUCGUGACUUUACUGGAUAAUAAGGAUGGCACUGAGAAGACACCAACAUCCAGAACAAUUUUCCUGAAGAAAUUCAGAAGAUUCGUCCAAGAGAACUUGAUAUCGAAUCGCUCGGAAUUCCUGCAGACAAUGCCGAUACUCCAGACACCAUUGCCAAUCACGCUGUGCUGCUUCCAUCGAUUGCUCGUUGCCUUUCGGGUCCUGUGGGAUGCUGAGGUCGGGACCAGUCCUGUCUACGUACCCUGCAGGGCGUUCUAUGAUGCAUCCAUCAAUUACUCCGGAAUCGACAGACUGGGCGGAGUGUUAUCCCACUUAAACAAGACCUACAGGAACGAACUGAUACACCUAUUAGGUCCAGAGCACGAUGUCAUCGUCGCAAUGGACCAGGCACAAGACACAACAAGUACUUUCAUGGGAGGACCAACAAGGCUUGGAGACCUACCUGUAGUUAUCCCAGCAUUUGCAAGGAUGGUAAACGUCAAUCCAUCAAGUCCUGCAGGUCCACUGAUAUUGGAAAGACUUGGAUACUUUCCGUUCAAUAGAGAAGAUAGAAGUCCAAUGAGAAACGGUCCAGCGGAUGCUGCAAUAUCAUUACUGGAAAUGCUGGAUGGAAUAAUUCUCUUCUACCAUGCUACUGCUAAGAAACAGUUGGCAAAGGUCGCCAGUCUCAGAGAUAGUAUGUCCGAGUACAUGGCUGCUAUGAAUGAUGUGAAAGUAAGAUGGGAGCAAGCGAAAAAAUCUAAAGAUCCUGAGGCUUUACCAAUUCAGGAAGAAUUGGGUCGAACCAUCAGUGUGUUUAAUAUUAAAUUAUCUGAACAAGCUAGAUACAUGGCCUGGAUCCGUGCUGCUGUAUAUUCAGAUGAGAAACAAGCGCAGCUUGCCUGGCUCCUUAGGGUCGUUACGUUAACGUUACAUUCUGCUAGUCAGGAUGCUAACAUGUUUACCUUUGUACCUGAUUUCUAUCUGGAAGCUAUGACAGACCUAAGUGUGGCCAUAAGGAAUCACGUUCAUCCUACAGUGCCCAUUGAGAGGAUAUCAGGAUAUGAAGAUAUGCUCUGUGACGUUGCGCAAUUUCUUUGCGACCAUUUCUUUGAUCCAAGAAUAAUACACGCCAAUGCUAGAGACACUUUGAUUUUGACAUUGGCAGGAUUUGUAUCGAAUUCUCUCACCCUGGCGGCACUUGAAAAUGUACCUGGAGAAUCUAGAAUGAAAGUAGUAACAAAUUUAUUGAGAUCUUACGAAAAUAGAGCGUGGGCGCAAUCGAAUUGGGUAUUGGUGAGAUUUUGGCAAGGAAAUGGAUUUGGUUUUCGAUACGAGAAAAGCCCACAUCUAGCGAAAAAGAUUGGACCAAAGAUGUUGCAGCAAGAAUCAAUAUCCCAACCUAUAAAACCAUGUCCGUCCGUAAAAUAUCAGGCACACGUGAAAGACGCUUUGCUAAGUAAUCCUCAAGGAACCAAGCAAUUCUUAAAUUCUUUGCUCAAUCAGCUUAACUGGACAUUCUCAGAAUUUAUUCGGAUGCUCCAAGAAAUUCAAAAUAUGUCAUCAAGACCUGAAAGAGUUUUUAUUGAAUCAAGACAACUCAAAAUUGGAGCAACAUGUUUUGAUUUGACUAUAUCUUUACUCAGAGUAUUGGAAAUGAUUGCUACUAUCGCUAAUGAGAUUUUUAGUGAUCCUUUACGGCCUUCCAGUGAAAAUUUAUUGAGUCGACUUUGCGAGUUACUAUGUCAAAUUCUGAACAGAAUAAGUUCCCAGACGGGAUGCUUCCAGUACGUAGUACUAUUGGAUAUACCCGACCUGGAGACAAUAGAUCAUUUCCCAAUCCUAGCAGCUGUAAUUGGAAUUUUAUUAGCUCUGCUUCAAGAGGAAAUGCGCAUAUACAAAUUGGGAGGAUCAAAAGAUGUGCCAAAAGUAACCAAAGUUCUGUUAACGGAACCAAGCUUUCAAAUAAGUUCAAUCUCAUUUGUACUCGGAGAAGUAAAACCAUCGAAUAUUCCAAUUAAAAACAGCAAACCAUUCUCAUUCUUUAAUUAUAAAGAAGAUAUAACAGAGUAUGAAAUUAAUAAGGUGAGAGAAAUGAUUAAAUACUUAGAUCUGCAUCGUACAAUGUUACCCGAUUCUAAGUACAUGAGCGACGAUGAGAAUAUUUGUACAAUUUGCUACGCGCAUCCAAUUGCUGCGACUUUUAAACCGUGUAAUCAUCGAUCAUGCCGGACAUGUAUAGACCGUCAUCUCUCUAAUAGUAGAGAAUGCUUUUUCUGCAAAGCCACCAUUCAUAAGGUUGUUGACGCUGAAGGUACAACCUUACAUGACUUUCUUACUAACUAUAUUGCUGAGAAUGCAACGUCACCUUCAUGAUUCAAUGAAAGUAAGACGUUUACGUCAUUAUUGAAAAUCGUAUUUAACGGGGGAACUAAAAGAAGAAAUUUUAAUCAAACCAUUAUUGAUCGCUGCAGAUUUGGAUCUUUUGGACGGUUUGCAGAUCGAUCAAGUUCCUUGCUUGUAAAAAAUAUUAGGUAAUUAAAACAAACUCCCAAGGAUAAGAAUCAAGGCAAUUUUUUUUAUUAGUUAUUAACAUUACUGAGAUAAAUUGUUAACAAAGUUAAAAUACGAGAUCUCAUAAAAUUUGGUAUAAAAAUUCUAGUCAUUGUUACACUUCGUCUUAUACAAUUAUAUCUAUGUACAUUUCUUUUUCCGCUUAUAUUACAAUAAUCACGUCAGUC